Messenger RNA from Pseudoliparis swirei, 678 nucleotides. Its product is annotated as solute carrier family 12 member 3-like. Bases 1 to 678 code for a protein of 225 amino acids. Gene Ontology annotation, cellular component: membrane. The transcript is spliced from 7 exons. Gene Ontology annotation, biological process: sodium ion transmembrane transport; chloride transmembrane transport; potassium ion import across plasma membrane. Gene Ontology annotation, molecular function: sodium:potassium:chloride symporter activity. Lineage: Eukaryota; Metazoa; Chordata; Actinopteri; Perciformes; Liparidae. The record is from RefSeq and is a predicted model, not a curated record.
AUGAUAAAAAUAGAACAUGUGGGCUGCAUCGGACAUUGGGGGACGUACUUUCUGAUCAGCCGUAGCCUCGGUCCAGAGCUGGGUGGGUCCAUUGGGCUUAUCUUUGCCUUUGCCAACGCUGUAGCUGUGGCCAUGCACACGGUGGGCUUUGCUGAGACGGUUUCAGACCUCAUGUAUGAAAAUGGAGCUGUCAUGGGGGACCGAACCAACGACAUCCGCAUUAUCGGCAUCAUUACAGUCACGUGUCUACUCGGCAUCUCAAUGGCUGGCAUGGCAUGGGAGUCAAAGGCACAGGUGCUGUUCUUCCUGGUUAUCAUGGUGUCAUUUGCCAGUUACAUUGUUGGGACGUUCAUUCCGGCUUCCCCACAGAAACAAGCCAAGGGUUUCUUCGGCUACCAAGCUGAUAUCUUUGCUACCAAUUUCGUGCCUGGCUGGCGGGGACCGGAGGGCAGUUUCUUUGGCAUGUUCUCCAUUUUCUUCCCCUCCGCCACGGGCAUCCUGGCAGGAGCUAACAUCUCCGGAGAUCUAAAGAAUCCAACAGUGGCAAUCCCCAAAGGAACGUUAAUGGCGAUAUUCUGGACCACCAUUUCUUACCUCAUCAUCUCUGCCACCAUUGUCGCGUCUGGUGUGAUCGAGCCCUUACAGAGGAAACACGCCUUGGAGGCGCACGCGGGGUAA